AUGUUGGUAGUUAGAGACCACGACUUCAAAAUCCCCAGCCGUUGCACACAAGGACGGAUAUGUCACUGGAGCCAGUCCACUGAUUAUCAGGAUAGAACCUCGGCUGAUCGACUUGGGGCGCCGACACCGCUCAAGCGGUACAAAGGCGUAAGAAGAAGAAGAAGAAGAAGAUUUAUUGUACUUCAACUGUGGAGAAGCACGGAGCAAUGGACACUUUUUAUUUCGAAUCAUCGAAAACUUCAUGAAAACUUUUAGUACUGUAGCGAACUCUCAGAAUCACAUAAUGAUGUAUGGAAAUGGUAUUUGUUUCAACGUCCCGAUUGAUAUGAUUUUUAUUAGUUUUUGUGAAAGUUUUAUCAAUGAGUGGAAAAAAGGAACGCCUUUAUGGAUCAUAAGAUUGUUGAGAGUCCAUAUAAAACUGUAUCGGAGAAUCAUUUUUAAACAUUCUUCUUCAUAUAUUCUAAUGGUAAUUUCAUUUGUUUUAAUGCUCGCGGUUUUUAUUGCUCUCAGAAUUCAAUUAUGCAUUCUUAUGGGAUUCUGAUCCGUUUUAAUGUUCGGAUUAAUGGGUUUUUUAACAGUUUUGUGAAAAUGUGGAUUAUGGAAAUUUUCAAGGCUCCUAUAAAACUGUAUCCGAGAGCCAUUCUGGACGUUCUUCUCAUCCCAAUAUGAUGAAACUUUUGACUGUCCUCUUCCUGGGACUUUCGCCUGCGGCCUAUGGUUACCAGUGUGAGCUAUUGGUGAGUUCGAAAUCAAAAUAUUAAACUUCUCAGUAGUUGGUUGGAAAAAUCUCAUGAAGUUAGCGAAAGAGCAAAAGGCCUAAUGAUUUUUCUCAAAUUCAGCCAGCACUGAAGGCUGGAACUUACCCAGACCUGCUAGAACGCUACAUCGUCAUGCCGAAGACACUUCAAGUCGGCGAUACCAUUAUUAUCAACGGCAAAGUUGGCAACGGCACCGUACCGUUCAAGUUUGGACUGAUUAUCUUCUUUAUCUUAUUCUCCAAAACAGGCGCUUCACUGUAGACUUUUUCGUCGGAACAAAGCCAGUUUACUACAAAACGGUCAGCACUUUGCACCUGACUGGGCAGUACGAUUUGAACACAACUUUCAUCGGCGAUUAUCAGGUCCGUCAAUCCACUGAAAGAGAUGAAUUUUCUCCGUUUCUUGCUUGAAACCACGUCCCUCAAAUAUAGCAAGGCCAAGUCAACUGUUUUUGAGCCUUUUUUUCUUCUCACGUUGCCACUUGAAUUGGCCUGAAUUACUGUAUAACCAGCUCUGUCAAGUGGUUGUAGUGAGGACACUUUUUCAGCCCAAUAACAAGCACGAAUUCCGGAGAGACAAGGCACUUCCUCUCGUGUUCACCGACGAUCCGAGCUCUGUCAGAAUUGUGUAAGUACAAUAAAGACUCCACAGCUAGGUCCACUACUUCAGAGUCGAAGCAGACGGAUACUCAAUUUACAAGGACAACGUUUUCCUUCACAAAUUGAAAUACUUAAAGGAAAACUACAGCACUGUGCAGACGAUUUACUUGCAGAACCUCGAGUUUCACACUGAGUGGUGAGAUUUUGUCCUGAAUCCCUACUCAAAUGAUUUUUGAAGCGUCAUCGACUGUAAAGAGGAGAAAGUGUGCCCAUCCGCGAAUACUGGAAAACGGACGAUUAUUAUCGGCAACAGAGUGGUCCGAUACGUCGGUAUGUUUCGUUCUAUUAUUUAAAGUCCAAACUUUUUUUUCCAGGAAGCUUAUUUUUUAAACCCAUAAUUUGCAGAUGGCUUGUGCUCCCCAUGA
This is a messenger RNA of Caenorhabditis auriculariae, 1782 nucleotides long. NCBI's taxonomy places the organism in Eukaryota, Metazoa, Nematoda, Chromadorea, Rhabditida, Rhabditidae. The record is from the annotation of a GenBank genome assembly.